Messenger RNA from Corticium candelabrum, 5244 nucleotides. RefSeq names its product neurogenic locus notch homolog protein 1-like. The transcript is spliced from 7 exons. The record is from RefSeq and is a predicted model, not a curated record. Bases 1 to 5244 code for a protein of 1747 amino acids. Gene Ontology annotation, molecular function: calcium ion binding. NCBI's taxonomy places the organism in Eukaryota, Metazoa, Porifera, Homoscleromorpha, Homosclerophorida, Plakinidae.
AUGACUGGGUCUGCAGCGGUGGAUCUCUCAGCUUGCUCGUCAACGAAACUGGCUGGACUCACACUAAGAGACAUCUCCACGUCAGAGACGAUCUACUGGGGUGACGGAACAGAAGAAAAGGUGAAAAGAACAGAAUUGAUUUUUGAAUGCAAAAAGUUGUCAAAUGGACAUUGGAGCAAAUCAGUAGUCGCCAAUUUUACCAUAUUUGAUAUUAUCAAGUUGAAUGACAUAGAACCUGUUAGUUUACGCUUCUACAAAGACUCCCUGUAUCUCACAGACAGGAAUUACAAGGGCUUAGUCCGAUUAUACCAUUUUCUUAAAUCCUUAUCUUUGGCAAGAGUAGAGGAAAUGCUGACAACAGAAAGAAGUCCAGGUGCAAUUGCUGUGUACAACAGCAACAGAACAUCAGCUGUUGGAGUGAACGGAUGUUCAGCUGACAACGGUGGCUGUCUGAAAUUUUUUUGUCUGCCUCAGUCGAAAACUCAACGAGUCUGCAGAUGUGCAAAAGGCAAAUUUAGUGAGUGCUUGCCUGUUAUUAUUCCGAGUAGUCCUGUUAACACUACAGUUAACGUUUCAACAUCAUUCACAUUGAAUUGCAUGGUCAAUAGCAAAGGAUUUGAUACUUAUGUGGAGAUAAUGAAAAACAACGCAGAAGUCGUAUAUUCUCAAAGUGUCACUCCUUCUGCUCAUGAAGUAAUUAUAAUGGUGUCUUACACAGUUGUUUCUGCUUCUUAUACUGACAGUGGCUUUUACAGCUGCCAUGUAACCAACAGGUAUGGGAAUGUUAGGUCAGAUAUUGGAAAUGUUAUUGUUGUUGCACCACCAAAUCCUUGUGAGUCAAAUCCAUGUCAGUAUGGAGGCACAUGUGUUUCUCAAAUGAAUCAGUAUAGUUGCAAGUGUGUUGCUGGAUACACUGGGGUGAAUUGUGAAACAGACGUAGAUGAGUGUACAUCUCACCCUUGUCAAAAUGGAGGGACAUGUCAAGACAUGAUGAAUAAGUAUAAUUGCAAUUGUCUUUCUGGAUACACUGGGGUGAAUUGUGAAACAGACAUAGAUGAGUGUACAUCUCACCCUUGUCAAAAUGGAGGGACAUGUCAAAACAUGAUGAAUAAAUAUAAUUGCAAUUGUCUUUCUGGAUACACUGGGGUGAAUUGUGAAACAGACAUAGAUGAGUGUGCAUCUCACCCUUGUCAAAAUGGAGGGACAUGUCAAGACAUGAUGAAUAAAUAUAAUUGCAAUUGUCUUUCUGGAUACACUGGGGUGAAUUGUGAAACAGACAUAGGUGAGUGUGCAUCUCAUCCUUGUCAAAAUGGAGGGACAUGUCAAGACAUGAUGAAUACAUACAGUUGUAAUUGCCUUUCUGGAUACACUGGGGUGGAUUGUGAAACAGACAUAGAUGAGUGUACAUCUCAUCCUUGUCAAAAUGGAGGGACAUGUCAAGACAUGAUGAAUAAAUAUAAUUGCAAUUGUCUUUCUGGAUACACUGGGGUGAAUUGUGAAACAGACGUAGAUGAGUGUGCAUCUCAUCCUUGUCAAAAUGGAGGGACAUGUCAAGACAUGAUGAAUACAUACAGUUGCAAUUGUCUUUCUGGAUACACUGGGGUGAAUUGUGAAACAGACAUAGAUGAGUGUGCAUCUCACCCUUGUCAAAAUGGAGGGACAUGUCAAGACAUGAUGAAUAAAUAUAAUUGCAAUUGUCUUUCUGGAUACACUGGGGUGAAUUGUGAAACAGACAUAGAUGAGUGUACAUCUCACCCUUGUCAAAAUGGAGGGACAUGUCAAAACAUGAUGAAUAAAUAUAAUUGCAAUUGUCUUUCUGGAUACACUGGGGUGAAUUGUGAAACAGACGUAGAUGAGUGUGCAUCUCACCCUUGUCAAAAUGGAGGGACAUGUCAAGACAUGAUGAAUACAUACAGUUGUAAUUGCCUUUCUGGAUACACUGGGGUGGAUUGUGAAACAGACAUAGAUGAGUGUACAUCUCAUCCUUGUCAAAAUGGAGGGACAUGUCAAGACAUGAUGAAUAGAUAUAAUUGCAAUUGUCUUUCUGAAUACACUGGGGUGAAUUGUGAAACAGACGUAGAUGAGUGUGCAUCUCACCCUUGUCAAAAUGGAGGGACAUGUCAAGACAUGAUGAAUAGAUAUAAUUGCAAUUGUCUUUCUGGAUACACUGGGGUGAAUUGUGAAACAGACAUGGGUGAGUGUGCAUCUCACCCUUGUCAAAAUGGAGGGACAUGUCAAGACAUGAUGAAUACAUACAGUUGUAAUUGCCUUUCUGGAUACACUGGGGUGGAUUGUGAAACAGACAUAGAUGAGUGUACAUCUCAUCCUUGUCAAAAUGGAGGGACAUGUCAAGACAUGAUGAAUAAAUAUAAUUGCAAUUGUCUUUCUGGAUACACUGGGGUGAAUUGUGAAACAGACAUAGGCGAGUGUGCAUCUCAUCCUUGUCAAAAUGGAGGGACAUGUCAAGACAUGAUGAAUACAUACAGUUGUAAUUGCCUUUCUGGAUACACUGGGGUGGAUUGUGAAACAGACAUAGAUGAGUGUACAUCUCAUCCUUGUCAAAAUGGAGGGACAUGUCAAGACAUGAUGAAUAAAUAUAAUUGCAAUUGCCUUUCUGGAUACACUGGGGUGAAUUGUGAAACAGACGUAGAUGAGUGUGCAUCUCAUCCUUGUCAAAAUGGAGGGACAUGUCAAGACAUGAUGAAUACAUACAGUUGCAAUUGUCUUUCUGGAUACACUGGGGUGAAUUGUGAAACAGACAUAGAUGAGUGUGCAUCUCAUCCUUGUCAAAAUGGAGGGACAUGUCAAGACAUGAUGAAUAAAUAUAAUUGCAAUUGUCUUUCUGGAUACACUGGGGUGAAUUGUGAAACAGACGUAGAUGAGUGUACAUCUCACCCUUGUCAAAAUGGAGGGACAUGUCAAGACAUGAUGAAUAAAUAUAAUUGCAAUUGUCUUUCUGGAUACACUGGGGUGAAUUGUGAAACAGACGUAGAUGAGUGUACAUCUCACCCUUGUCAAAAUGGAGGGACAUGUCAAGACAUGAUGAAUAAAUAUAAUUGCAAUUGUCUUUCUGGAUACACUGGGGUGAAUUGUGAAACAGACGUAGAUGAGUGUACAUCUCACCCUUGUCAAAAUGGAGGGACAUGUCAAGACAUGAUGAAUAAAUAUAAUUGCAAUUGUCUUUCUGGAUACACUGGGGUGAAUUGUGAAACAGACGUAGAUGAGUGUACAUCUCAUCCUUGUCAAAAUGGAGGGACAUGUCAAGACAUGAUGAAUACAUACAGUUGCAAUUGUCUUUCUGGAUACACUGGGGUGAAUUGUGAAACAGACAUAGAUGAGUGUGCAUCUCACCCUUGUCAAAGUGGAGGGACAUGUCAAGACAUGAUGAAUAAAUAUAAUUGCAAUUGUCUUUCUGGAUACACUGGGGUGAAUUGUGAAACAGACGUAGAUGAGUGUACAUCUCACCCUUGUCAAAAUGGAGGGACAUGUCAAGACAUGAUGAAUAAAUAUAAUUGCAAUUGUCUUUCUGGAUACACUGGGGUGAAUUGUGAAACAGACGUAGAUGAGUGUACAUCUCACCCUUGUCAAAAUGGAGGGACAUGUCAAGACAUGAUGAAUAAAUAUAAUUGCAAUUGUCUUUCUGGAUACACUGGGGUGAAUUGUGAAACAGACGUAGAUGAGUGUACAUCUCACCCUUGUCAAAAUGGAGGGACAUGUCAAGACAUGAUGAAUAAAUAUAAUUGCAAUUGUCUUUCUGGAUACACUGGGGUGAAUUGUGAAACAGACGUAGAUGAGUGUACAUCUCAUCCUUGUCAAAAUGGAGGGACAUGUCAAGACAUGAUGAAUACAUACAGUUGCAAUUGUCUUUCUGGAUACACUGGGGUGAAUUGUGAAACAGACAUAGAUGAGUGUGCAUCUCACCCUUGUCAAAGUGGAGGGACAUGUCAAGACAUGAUGAAUAAAUAUAAUUGCAAUUGUCUUUCUGGAUACACUGGGGUGAAUUGUGAAACAGACGUAGAUGAGUGUACAUCUCAUCCUUGUCAAAAUGGAGGGACAUGUCAAGACAUGAUGAAUAAAUAUAAUUGCAAUUGUCUUUCUGGAUACACUGGGGUGAAUUGUGAAACAGACGUAGAUGAGUGUACAUCUCACCCUUGUCAAAAUGGAGGGAUAUGUCAAGACAUGAUGAAUACAUACAGUUGUAAUUGUCUUUCUGGAUACACUGGGGCGAAUUGUGAAACAGACAUAGAUGAGUGUGCAUCUCAUCCUUGUCAAAAUGAAGGGAUAUGUCAAGACUUGGUGAAUACAUACAGUUGUAAUUGUCUUUCUGAAUACACUGGGCUGGAUUGUGCAGUAACUCUUAGUCAGGCACCAGUAGGUACAAGAAGUACUCCACACGGUCCGCCUGCGAUUAGCAACACUGAGACUGACACUACUGUAAUUGCUGCUGUUACUACUGUAACUAUUAUACUUAUCACAGUCGGCACAAUUUCUGUAGUGAUUGUAGUUAGACGACGCAGAAGAUCUUAUCAACUGAACUCAGAGAGUGCUGGUUAUGAAGUACCAAACACGUUCUUCAAUCCGUUGAACGAACAGUUUACCAGUAAAGAACCGGUAUAUGAAACGCUGGAUGCACCACAUGAGAUGAAAGAGAAGGCACCGAAAGAAGUCCCUGAAGCUGCUGGUUUACCUGUGAUGAAGGCACCGCCUUACGAGGGGUUUAUCAGAGAGCUGACCAGGCAGGAAUGCGGUAGACUGAAGUUUCCUAGUGUGAGUAUAGAGCAGGAAGACCAGUCGGAAAGAUCAAUCAAGACUGAUGAAAUUCGUGUUGCUGGAUUCUUCUUUGGUGUAUCUGAUCUUGAUGGAAUUAGAGAGUUCCUAGCACUACACGAAGCCAAAUCAAUUGCCUCACAGGUCACUCUUGAGAAAAACCAGUUUUCUACAAGUUUCACCAUUCCUGACUUCUUGGAUGUGAUACCACUCGACAACCAAAGUUUCCAGCUAUUCAAGACCAUGUUAUGGAACCAACCAGCAUCUGCCAUAGCAACGACAUGUGGUAACUUGAAGCAGUCAUCAAACUUCCAUGUUGACUUGCAAUCGUUGGCUAACAGAGGACAUUCUGCAAACUUGUCUGAUUUCCACAGCUCACAACUGGACAAGAAUUUUCCUCCUUUGAAGAGCACUGCAUUUCUAGUUACGAAAGAGAAACAUUUGUACAACUUUACAUUAGGAGAUCCGGGUCACUAG